Molecule: messenger RNA, 4154 nt
Organism: Cygnus atratus (black swan)
Lineage: Eukaryota; Metazoa; Chordata; Aves; Anseriformes; Anatidae
Gene: EML1
Product: EMAP like 1
Exons: 22
Coding region: 269-2716 (815 amino acids)
Biological process (GO): microtubule cytoskeleton organization
Cellular component (GO): mitotic spindle
Molecular function (GO): microtubule binding
Source: RefSeq, a predicted model, not a curated record
AAGGGAAGGGGAGCGCCGCGCCCCGCCCCGCGGCCUCCCCCUCCCCGCCGCCGCCCCGGCCGCGGCGGAGUGAAUGUGUCGCCAUGGCAACUGAGUGAGGCAGCAGCAGUGCGAGCAGGAGCAGCAGCAGCAGGAGGAGCAGGAGCAGCAGCAGGGACAGGGGCAGGCCGCCGCGGCCCCCGCCGCCUCCGCUCCUCAGUGCGCGGGCGAGGCGGCAGCGGGCGGCCGCCGGGACGGGCGCGGCGGCAGUGGAGGCGGUGCGGGCAGGAUGGAGGACGGCUUCUCCAGCUACAGCAGCCUCUACGACACCUCCUCGCUGCUCCAGUUCUGCAACGAUGACAGUGCCUCUGCUGCAAGCAGUAUGGAGGUAACGGAUCGCAUUGCCUCUCUGGAGCAACGUGUCCAGAUGCAAGAAGAUGACAUCCAGCUGCUUAAAUCUGCCCUUGCUGAUGUGGUUCGACGCUUGAAUAUUACAGAGGAACAACAGGCCAUGCAGAACAAGAAAGGACCUACCAAAGCAAGACCUCUGGUACAAACACUGCCUUUAAGGACUACUGUUAAUAAUGGAACUGUGUUACCAAAGAAACCAAGUGGCUCUUUACCUUCCCCAUCAGGAACCAGAAAGGAAACUGUAUCACCAGCAGCAAAAAGCACUGUUAAGAGAACCAGUUCAACUGAGCGUGUGUCCCCGGGAGGCCGGAGGGAAAGCUAUGGAGAUUCCAAAGGGAGUCGCAACCGCACUGGAUCCACCAGCAGCUCAUCUAGUGGUAAAAAGAACAGCGAAAGCAAACCCAAGGAACCAAUGUUCAGUGCAGAGGAAGGAUACGUAAAAAUGUUUCUUCGUGGACGUCCUGUUACCAUGUACAUGCCCAAAGAUCAAGUGGAAUCUUACAAUUUGGAAGCAAAAGUAGAGCUACCAGCCAAGAGGCUUAAACUGGAAUGGGUCUAUGGAUAUCGGGGUCGGGACUGUCGCAGUAACCUAUAUCUUCUUCCAACGGGCGAAACUGUGUAUUUUAUUGCAUCUGUAGUCGUGUUAUUCAAUGUUGAAGAACAACUUCAGAGACAUUACACUGGUCAUAACGAUGAUGUGAAGUGCCUGGCUGUCCAUCCUGAUAGGAUCACUAUAGCCACAGGUCAAGUUGCAGGUACAUCCAAGGAUGGAAAACAAUUACCACCACACGUACGUGUUUGGGAUUCUGUAACUCUGAAUACACUGCAUGUCAUUGGAAUGGGUUUUUUUGACCGAGCCGUCACCUGCAUUGCUUUUUCUAAAUCUAAUGGAGGAAGUAGCCUGUGCUCAGUGGAUGACUCAAAUGACCAUGUGCUUUCAGUGUGGGACUGGCAGAAAGAAGAAAAGCUGGCAGAUGUCAAGUGCUCUAAUGAAGCUGUAUUUGCUGCAGAUUUUCACCCUACUGAUACAAAUAUAAUAGUUACUUGUGGAAAAUCACACCUUUAUUUUUGGACACUAGAAGGGAAUUCCCUUAUUAAAAAGCAAGGAUUAUUUGAGAAACAAGAGAAACCAAAGUUUGUCCUGUGUGUGACCUUUUCUGAAAAUGGUGAUACUAUUACGGGAGACUCAAGUGGAAACAUUUUGGUUUGGGGGAAAGGUACCAAUAGAAUAAGCCACGCAGUUCAAGGGGCACAUGAAGGCGGAAUAUUUGCACUCUGUAUGCUGCGAGAUGGCACAUUAGUAUCAGGAGGUGGAAAAGACCGAAAGCUAAUAUCUUGGAAUGGAAAUUACCAAAAACUUCACAAAACUGAGAUUCCAGAACAGUUUGGCCCAAUAAGAACGGUAGCUGAGGGAAAAGGUGAUGUCGUACUAAUAGGAACUACUAGAAACUUCGUCCUACAAGGCACGCUGUCAGGAGAUUUUUUCCCUAUUACCCAGGGUCACACUGAUGAGCUCUGGGGACUAGCAGUCCAUUCCUCUAAACCUCAGUUCUUCACUUGUGGGCAUGACAAACACAUUACCCUCUGGGAUGCUACCACUCAUCAUCCGAUCUGGAACAAGAUUAUAGAGGAUCCAGCACAGUCUUCAGGUUUUCAUCCUUCAGCAUCUGUUGUUGCAGUAGGAACACUAACUGGAAGGUGGUUUGUGUUUGACACAGAAACGAAAGACUUGGUCACUGUACACACAGAUGGAAAUGAACAGCUGUCUGUAAUGCGUUACUCACCAGAUGGAAACUUCUUGGCAAUAGGUUCCCAUGACAACUGUAUUUAUAUAUAUGGCGUUAAUGAAAAUGGAAGAAAGUACACUAGAAUUGGCAAAUGUUCGGGUCAUUCCAGCUUUAUUACUCAUCUGGAUUGGUCUGUUAACUCACAGUAUCUUGUGUCUAAUUCAGGAGAUUAUGAAAUCCUAUACUGGAUCCCAUCAGCUUGUAAACAAGUAGUGAGUGUUGAAACAACUAGAGAUAUAGAAUGGGCCACUUACACCUGUACUUUAGGGUUCCAUGUUUUUGGUGUAUGGCCUGAAGGUUCCGAUGGAACAGAUAUCAACGCUGUUUGUCGAUCACACGGGAGAAAACUGCUCUCAACAGGGGAUGAUUUUGGCAAAGUACAUCUCUUCUCAUAUCCCUGUUCACAGUUUAGGGCUCCAAGCCACGUGUACGGUGGACAUAGUAGUCAUGUAACUAAUGUAGAUUUUCUCUGUGAAGACACCCAUCUCAUCUCCACAGGCGGAAAAGAUACAAGUAUUAUGCAGUGGCGAGUCAUUUAGAGGAAACGUCAGUAUGAACAUACACAAUUGAGUCGACCAUGCACAGAACUUAUGUAUAAACUGUAUAUUUAAAACUUAACAGUAUGUUUGCAGUUUAGCCUGGUCACUGUGAUUUUUGUUUAAAAAAAUUCUUACAAACCUCAGGAAAAUUAAGCCCUGUGCUGGUUACUUUACUCAGUUUAGUGAUUUUUUUCAUUGUGUCACACCUUAAGAAUGAUUGUUUUCUCUUUUGUUGUACAAUAUACAAUGCAGUACAAGUUUAAUAUAAAAAUGUGGCUUGACAGUUUGCAAUACAGUGGUAUCAGCGGAAUGUGACUAUCUUAAAUGUUUUCUAUAAACACUGCUAAAGUGGUCACAAAAAUGCCUUUCAAAGACUGUAUAUAUGUGCUUAAUUGUUUCACUAUCUACACUUUGUACUGUAUAUCUACUUAUCUAGAAAAAUCUAUGGCAUUGUUGAGGUACUGAAUUAUUUCUGAUGGAGGACGACGAAUUGAUGCAGAAGGUAUAAAUGAAGAUGUAAGAUGCAAAAAUUAGUCUUCUAGAUCUGCAAAUGUGAAUGCUGGUAAAUUUGCAUUCUCUUAGGAGUAGCACACUUUAGGUAUCACCUGUGAGGAGUUAUAUGCCCUUUCAGAUGAGUGAAGCAGCAGGUUAUACCCCAGUUUAACCUGACUAUCUCAGCAGGGUUUACAGAUGGCUAUGUGGUUCAGGUAUUCCAGAUGAGUUUAAAUUAAAAAUCUUUUUACUUGUAUAUGAACAAUUUCUUUUUGAAAAUGAAACAAAAAAAGCUUGGCCACAUCCCCAUUAUUGGUUGAUAUAUUUAACUAAUAUGUAUAUUAAUCAGCAUGAUGCUAUAUUGUACAUGUAUAAGAUUUUAGCAGUUCAUAACAAAUGGUAAGGCAACCCAGCUUUACUUUUUUAUGCUUAUGGAUAUUGUAUAUUUGUAUUUUAAGACCAAGUAGACCAAGUCUAAAGAUAUCUUUUUAAGUGUACCAUAAACCUGCAGAGGGUGAAGGAAGUCUUGGAAGCCUACAUGAGAUAUUAAUGUGUAACUUCUGGCCCCUGUGUUUUGUGCAUGGAUGGAUAUUUAUAGUAUGAAAUAAGAUUGUGUUUUGCAAUGAAGUAAUAGUGGAGGUGGUAUAAAAUGGUUCAGAAGGCCUUAUCAGUGGUGAUUGUGACACAGAUUGAAAUGUAUUGUUUACUUUGAGGAAUGUAUCUGAAGAAUUUUAAAAAGAGAGGAAUCCUAAGUGGACUCGAAAAAGAUAAUAUUAAAAGUUUGCUUGUAAUGGACGGUAAACGUUAAUUCUCUGAACUCUAAAGCACUGGUUGUUUAGAGUGAUUUAAAUGAAAUGGAAUCAAUAAAUUUUGAAACUUUUUUUAUUACAUCUCCAACCUCCUACACUGACAGUGCAGGACACCAAUAAACAUGUAUUAAAGCGAA